AUGAUGGCACGGAUGGAGAAGGAGGACCACCAGCAGCAGCUGGGGGCGCUGGCGGCGCGGGCCGUCACCGACUCGCUGCGCGCGGCCGCGUCGCGCUCCUCCGCCGCCGACCGCGCCGCGCGCUUCCGGGACUGCGUCCGCAGCCUCGAGGCCGAGAAGGCCAAGAUGGAGGUCUUCCGACGGGAGCUCCCCAUCAGCGUCCACCUCGUCGCCGACGUCAUCGAGUGGCUCAAGGAGGAGCUCGCGCAGCACCGCAGCCAGCCACCGCCGCCGCCGCAGGACCUCUUCGCGCCUGCUGCCGAGGCGGCGGCGCCCGCUCCCCUUCAGCCGCCACCGGCGGCGGCGGGGGCAAAGGACGGAGCCGCCGUCAAGGCGGAGGACGAGGCGGACGCCAACGACAAGCGCAGCUGGAUGAGCUCCGCGCAGCUCUGGAGCUGCGGCAGCCACGACGACAGCACCGCCAACACCAAUGGCGUCGCCGCCGCGCACAGGCCGUCCGCGCACAACAAGGUGGUCACCGCGUUCAUGCCACUGGCCAGAUCAACCGACGACGCGGCGGGUAAGCACGGCGCCACGCCAGUCCCGGACCUGUCCCUCUCGUCCCUGCCGUCGGCCGCCGCCGCUCCGAGCGCCACCAGCAGCGCCGUCACGGACGCCGCCGGGGCGCAGCGCCAGCACCACCAGCAGCAGCAGGCGCAGGCGCAGCAGCAGAGGAAGGCCAGGAGGUGCUGGUCGCCCGAGCUGCACCGCCGGUUCGUCGCUGCCCUGCAGCGACUCGGCGGCACGCAAGUUGCGACGCCGAAGCAGAUCAGGGAGCUGAUGAAGGUGGACGGGCUCACCAACGACGAGGUCAAGAGCCACCUGCAGAAAUACAGGCUGCACACGCGGCGCGCGUCGUCGGACGGCGGCGGCGUUGGCGACCAGCACGUGGCGGCGGCCGCGGGCGGGCUGUGGCAGUCGGCGCCGGAGCAGCAGUACGCGACGUCGCAGCACAGCACGUCGCAGUCGCAGUCAGGGUCGCCGCAGGGGCCCCUGCAGCUGACGGUGUUGAGCAGGGCCAUGUCGGCCACCGCCGGGGACAGCUGCGACGGCGGCGACGAGGCCGAGGGCGGCGGCAGGUCGGAGAGCUACGGCUGGGAGAUGCAGGUGCAGCAGCCGCACGGGACAAAGGCAUCGUCGUCUUGA
This is a messenger RNA of Miscanthus lutarioriparius, 1185 nucleotides long. The record is from the annotation of a GenBank genome assembly. NCBI's taxonomy places the organism in Eukaryota, Viridiplantae, Streptophyta, Magnoliopsida, Poales, Poaceae.